Molecule: messenger RNA, 1023 nt
Organism: Oncorhynchus tshawytscha (Chinook salmon)
Lineage: Eukaryota; Metazoa; Chordata; Actinopteri; Salmoniformes; Salmonidae
Product: mRNA turnover protein 4 homolog
Exons: 8
Coding region: 79-801 (240 amino acids)
Biological process (GO): ribosomal large subunit assembly; ribosomal large subunit biogenesis; rRNA processing
Cellular component (GO): nucleolus; preribosome, large subunit precursor
Molecular function (GO): RNA binding
Source: RefSeq, a predicted model, not a curated record
AUAUUUUGGACCGCUAUAUUCAACAGACAGAAACACGUGGGGUCCUUUUCCUCCAUAGGUCUACACAACGUGAGGACCAUGCCGAAGUCAAAGAGAGACAAGAAAGUUUCACUAACAAAAACAGCCAAGAAGGGUCUGGAAACUAAACAGAACUUAAUAGAAGAGUUGCGGAAAUGUGUAGACAUUUACAAGCAUCUGUUCAUCUUCUCUGUGGCAAACAUGAGGAACAACAAACUGAAAGACAUCCGGACAUCCUGGAAACACAGUCGAUUCUUUUUUGGCAAAAACAAAGUCAUGAUGAUCGCUAUAGGUAAAGGACCAACAAGCGAGUACAAAGACAAUUUGCACAAGGUCAGCCGGUUUCUGAGGGGAGAAGUGGGUGUGUUAUUCACAAAUAAAACCAAGGAAGAGGUACAAGAGUAUUUCAGCCAGUUCAAAGAGAUGGAUUUUGCACGAGCAGGAAACAAGGCAGGGAUGGCCAUAACACUUGAUGAAGGACCCCUGGAACAGUUCCCUCACUCCAUGGAGCCACAGCUGAGACAGUUGGGACUCCCCACAGCACUCAAGAAAGGAGUGGUGACACUACUGAAAGACCAUGACGUGUGCAAAGAGGGAGACACACUAACCCCUGAACAGGCCCGUAUUCUGAAACUCUUUGGGAUUGAGAUGGCAGAAUUCAGAGUGCAGAUCAAGUGCAUGUGGAACUCUGAAACGAGCGACUUUGAGAAGCUGGCUGAGGAAGAAGAGGAAGAGGCCAUGCAGGAUAAUGACACAGAGGAGGAAGAAGGGGGUGGGAAAUGAAUCUGGAUAGACUAAUGGACUUCUCAGACCUUAGGAUUUUAAUACUGUGUGACCUGUAUGUUUUAAUGUCUCAACCUUCAAGUGUUUCCUUUUGCCUAUGAAAUGCUAGAUUUCUGAGGCACAAAUUCACUGGUAUGUUACCCAUUGAAUCUUGUGAACAUACAUUUUGUGCUUUAUACAUCUUUUGUCAUCCACUCAAAUACAACAGUACAAACUAAAACA